Molecule: messenger RNA, 12296 nt
Organism: Coregonus clupeaformis (lake whitefish)
Lineage: Eukaryota; Metazoa; Chordata; Actinopteri; Salmoniformes; Salmonidae
Gene: myo9ab
Product: myosin IXAb
Exons: 45
Coding region: 839-8656 (2605 amino acids)
Biological process (GO): intracellular signal transduction
Cellular component (GO): myosin complex
Molecular function (GO): ATP binding; GTPase activator activity; protein binding
Source: RefSeq, a predicted model, not a curated record
AGGGACGUGGGGGAAAAAGGCUGCGUGUCUGUUUUGCAGAUGAGUAUGUCCUCAUGGCGGUCUGAUUUUGAGAUUUUGACCAGUGUUGAGGAUCUCUCUUAUUUGAAGCAAUCUCUGAUUUGUGCACAAUCUGUGUUUCUGGAUGUUUGUCAUUCAACAUUGGACUGGAGUUGGUUAUGGAUGUUGAUGUCUCGCAUGCUCAAAUUGGAGUUAUUGUCUGAGUUUCUUGGUCGAGAGUUGCGUCAAAGGAGUGAUUAUUUCAAGAUUCAAUGCAAGGUCACUUCAUUGACCAUCCUCUGUGGAUCUCUAGUCACUGGACAUUCUGAACUAAGCAAGAUUGGCUACGGAACCUUAGACUUUGUUCUCCCUUUGGAGAUGACACGCAUGCACAUACACACUUCAAACACGCACACUCCUACUCUGAAUGACUCUGCACUCUUUCCCCACACAAGGAAUUCCUGGCAGAUGUGUGUGUGCAGUAGUUCCUGUGAUCCGUGCUAGUCUGCUGGAUUCAGGAAUUCUCUCUUGCUCACAUGCUAAUCGGACAUUCCCUGGAAGCCUACGUCUUUGAAGUCCUUUUUACCUCUAAAGAUCUCCGUAAACUGCACAACAGAACUUCGUCUUCCCGUAAACUCCCGACAGUGCCUGAGCCUAAUAUCGUCACUGCUGUAUUCUAGUACGUUCUCAUUCCCAACCACAAGAGUUAGUCACCAUCUUUCUCAGUUGUCUGACUGACAGUCUUCUCUGAGAGGACUUUGCGUGGAACUGCGGCAGGAUUUGUCUUGUUGAGCUGUGGGGUUGGUUGUAACUGCAGGGUUCACGUUCCUCUCGUUGGCUCAUGCCUGUUACCCUGCAGGUCAAAGGCUGGAAUGUCCUGAGUCAGUCCCCCAGGCCCAGAGAAGAAUACCUAGUGGCAGCCAGCGCUGAUGGGAUCUGCUGCUCCAGUAUGAGCCUUCAAGAUGCCGGCUGCGGCUAUGCUAGCACUAACGCUAACGCCAAUAUGGCGGCUAACACGGCUAGCGGCAGCAUGCGGCGGCGCCUGGAGGACCAGGAGUUCACCCUGCGCGUCUACCCGGGCGCCCUGGCCGAGGGCACCAUCUACUGCCCCGUGGGCGCCCGCAAGAGCACCACGGCUGCCGAGGCCAUCGAGCGCCUGCUGGAGCGCCUGAGCCUGGACGGCACCAAAUGCUACGUGUUAGCCGAGGUGAAGGAGUUCGGCGGGGAGGAGUGGAUACUUAACCCCAGCGACUGCCCCGUCCAGCGGAUGAUGCUGUGGCCCCGCAACGCCCUGGAGAACCGCUGCGGCCUGGGCAGUGGCGAGGACUACCGCUUCCUGCUCCGUGAGAAGAACCUGGACGGCUCCAUCCAUUAUGGGGGGAGUCUCCAGAUGUGGCUGCUUGUUACCGAGGAGCGCCGCCGCAUGGUGGAACGGGGUUUCCUGCCUCAGCCCGCAGGGGGCGAGCACCCGGCCGACCUGUGCGCUCUCCCCGAGCUGACGGAGCGCGCCCUGCUGGAGAGCCUGCGCACGCGCUUCCGCCAAGAGAGGAUCUACACCUACGUAGGCUCCAUCCUCAUCGUCAUUAACCCUUUCCAGUUCCUACCCAUCUAUAACCCCAAGUAUGUCAAGAUGUACGACAACCACGCGCUGGGCAAGCUGGAGCCGCAUAUCUACGCAGUGGCGGACGUUGCGUACCACGCCAUGCUGCAGCGGCGGAGGAACCAGUGCAUCGUCAUAUCAGGCGAGAGCGGCUCGGGGAAGACCCAGAGCACCAACUUCCUGAUUCAUCACCUGACUGCCCUCAGCCAGAAGGGAUUUGCCAGCGGGGUGGAGCAGAUCAUCCUGGGGGCAGGGCCUGUGUUAGAGGCAUUUGGGAACGCUAAGACCGCUCAUAACAACAACUCCAGCCGCUUUGGCAAGUUCAUCCAGGUCAACUACGAGGAGAGUGGUACCGUCCGGGGAGCGUACGUGGAGAAGUACCUUCUAGAGAAGUCACGUCUGGUCUACCAGGAGCACAAUGAAAGGAACUACCAUGUGUUCUACUACAUGUUGGCUGGAGCCAGUGAGGGUGAGAGGAAGGCCUUCCACCUGCUCAAACCUGAGGAGUACCACUACCUCAACCAGAUGACAAAGAAAUCCCCCAGACUCCACUGGGAGAAUUACUAUGAGAGCGAGCUGCAGGACUGCUUCACUGUGGAAGGGGAGGACCUGAAGCACGACUUUGAGCGGCUACAGUUGGCUAUGGAGAUGGUGGGGUUCCUGCCUGCCACACGCAAACAGAUCUUCUCCCUUCUGUCUGCUAUCCUCCACCUGGGCAACAUCCGCUACAAGAAGAAGACCUAUAGAGACGACUCCAUAGACAUCUGUAACCCAGAGGUGCUGCCCACCGUCUCGGAGCUGCUCGAGGUGAAGGAGGAGAUGCUGUUCGAGGCUCUGACCACGAGGAAGACUGUCACGGUGGGAGAGCGGCUGAUAGUGCCGUACAAACUGGCAGAGGCUGGCACCGUGCGGGACUCCAUGGCCAAAUCCCUGUACAGCGCCCUGUUUGACUGGAUCGUCUUCAGGACCAACCAUGCUCUGCUCAACAACAAAGACCUGGAGGAUAGUGCCAAGAUUCUUUCAAUUGGAGUGCUGGACAUCUUUGGCUUUGAAGACUAUGAGAACAACAGCUUUGAGCAGUUCUGCAUCAACUUUGCCAACGAGAGGCUCCAACACUACUUUAACCAGCACAUCUUUAAGCUAGAACAAGAUGAGUACAGGGCAGAGGGCAUCAGCUGGCACAACAUCGACUACAUCGACAACACAGGCUGCAUCAACCUUAUCAGCAAGAAGCCGACUGCGUUGCUCCAUCUGCUGGAUGAAGAGUGCAAUUUCCCCCAGGCCUCUAACCAGACCCUGCUGGACAAGUUCAAGCGGCAGCACGAGGGGAACAGCUACAUCGAGUUCCCCGCUGUCAUGGAGUCCGCCUUCAUCAUCCGCCACUACGCCGGCAAGGUCAAAUACGGGGUCAAGGACUUCAGGGAGAAGAACACGGAUCACAUGCGUCCGGACAUCGUGGCCCUGUUGAAGAGCAGUAAGAACGCCUUCAUCUGUGGCCUGAUGGGCAUCGACCCCGUGGCUACCUUCCGCUGGGCCGUGCUCAGAGCCUACUUCAGAGCCAUGGUGGCCUUCAGGGAGGCCGGGAAGAGACACACUGACAAAAAGACUGGGAAUGAUGCUGCUGUACCAUGUGUCGUCAAGAGCGUGGACAGCUUCAGCUUCCUCCACCACCCUGUGCACCAGAGGAGCCUGGAGAUCUUGCAGAGAUGCAAAGAUGAGAAAUACAGGGCUUCGCUGCCGGUUCAGAGACAGACUGACAAUAGCCUGGACCCUGUCACUGGUAUCACUAGAAAGAAUCCCCGGACCCCCUUGUCAGACCUCCAAGGCACCAACACACUGAACGAGAAAUCCGCCAGGGAUGGUUAUGGUGUGGGCUGUAACGGGCGUAGCUCCAUACAGGGUCGUCUGUCCUCCUCAGGCUCGGAAUUCGAUGACGGCAUCUUCGUCAACUCCAAUAGCAGCAAGCUCCUGGAGAGAGCACAGGGCAUCCUCAUGCGGAACAAAAACUAUAAGUCCAAGCCCAGCCUACCAAAGCACCUGCUGGACGUGAAGUCUCUGAGGUACCUGAGUAGUGUGACCCUACACGACCGCAUCACCAAGUCCCUCCUCCACCUGCACAAGAAGAAGAAACCGCCCAGCAUCAGCGCCCAGUUCCAGGCCUCCCUGAACAAGCUGAUGGAGACCCUGGGUCAGUCGGAGCCCUACUUUGUCAAGUGUGUCCGCUCCAAUGCAGAGAAGCUCCCACUGCGUUUCAACGAUGCCCUGGUGCUCAGGCAGCUGAGGUACACAGGCAUGCUGGAGACCGUCCGCAUCCGCCAAUCAGGAUACGCCAUCAAAUACACCUUCCAGGACUUUGUUUGUCACUUCCGUGUGCUCUUACCAGACAGCACUAGACCAACCAAGUCUGGCAUCCGGGAGUUCUUUCGUCAGGUUCACCUAGCACCUGCUGGGUAUCAAGUGGGCAACACAAUGGUGUUCCUGCGGGAGGCGGAGCGUCAGCGGCUGCAGGCCCUGCUCCACACGGAGGUGUUACGGCGCAUCGUCACGCUGCAACGCCGCUUCCGAGCCCGGCUGGAGAGGAAACACUUCAUCAGGAUGAGACAGGCCGCCGAUGUCAUCCAGCGGUGGUGGCGGGGCUGCCUGCUCGAACAGUUGGAGGCUGCAGUGGACCCAGCCGUCCAGGAGGAGGCAGCAGUGUGCCUGCAGGCAGCCUGGAAGGGCUACAGGGAGCGCAGGCUGUUCCUGCAGUGGCAGGACUCUGCCCUGAUAAUACAGAGGAGCUGGAGAAACAGCAGCCAGCGAAGGGCUCUGGCAGCCAAUACGGUGCAGACAGCCUGGCGGGCUUACAGAGAGAGAGCCCACUAUUGUAGGACACACAGUGCAGUGACAAUGCUACAGGCAGCGGGUAGGGGCUACCUGGCACGCCUAAGGUUCACAGAACUAAAAGAGCAUAGUCUGCAUGAAAAGCAGUUGCUCAAUGGACAAAGUAGCCCCACCACAGAAGAAAAAAAGGCAGAGAGGACCAUGGGCCUGGAUACUGACACCUCGGAGGACCAUGUCCUCGAGAUCAACUGCAAUCAUGACAUCCAAGAUGGCUCCACAGUCUGGCCUACUGAAAACUCUAUGGAGUCUAAGUCUGAGUGUUUGGUGAAAGAGGGGGAAGAAGGAGAGAGCGAGAGAAGCCAGAGUAUAGAGGAGCCCAACUGCCACAAGACACGGGCCAAGAGACAGAGCCGGCGCAUGAGGGAGCUGGAGCAGGCCCAGUUCAGCCUGGAGCUACUCAAGGUGCGGACCCACAGCACAGGAGGGACUCUGCAAGAGGAGGAGACCCCUGUACCCCCGUGUCCGGACAGCACCCCCUGUCCCCUGGACGACCACAAACACCACCAGCCCUCAUCGCCCCACCGGGGCUCCCCCGUUAGCCACGGGAGCUUUGAGCUGCUCGACACCACCAUGGAUGUGGAGGCGGGAGGGCCUGGUUACCCUGGUUGCCGUGGUAACCAGUCUACGCCGCUCCGGACUUCUUCCCAAGAGGAUUUGAAUGGACCAGGGUCUACAGAAUCCCAGCCACAGAAGGACCCGGAGGUGGUAAAUGAGAAUGAUCCAAGCCCCAGGACGGAGGAGCUACCCCCCAUGAUACCAUCUCCUAUCAAGGAGGUGAUGGCAGAGGCUCCACAAGCUACCUUCUACAUCCCCUCUGAGGACCAAAGCAGCGAGCCCAAGCAAGAGAGCCCAGGCAAGCCCGUGAAGGAGAGGCGAGAGUCCGCCUCGCAAAGGCCUGUGGUGGUGGUCAUCAGCAUGCAGAAGGAGACAACGCUGGAGGGGGAGCUGCGGUUGGCGCCAGCCCAGGAGAGUGCAGUCCAGACAGGUGUGACCACCACCGCCUCCCACCUUACACCCAUUGCCGGCCUGGAAGUAUCAGAGAAGGCCCAGCCACCCAGGACUGUUACCCAGCCUCGGAGAGACUUAGCUGGGGUAGACAGGUCUAGCUUGGUCCCCUCGUCCACCUCCACCCUUGGCCUUUGUCCUUCAGCGGUAGACAUCCAGAUAGUCCUGGAGGCCAAGGCCCCGUCCGGCGAAGUCCUACCAAGCCAGGGGGAGAGAAAGGCGGCCUGGCCAGUGCAGGACAACUGGGUCUCCACCAACAGUAUCCUGGAGAGCAGGGAAGUUGCCAGCAAAGCAGCAGCCAAGGCCCCACAGAAGAAGACCCCGACCCAGACCAUCAUUGUCAGUAUGACUGAGAAGCCCCCCACCAACACCACAUUCUCCUCCCGACGCAAGCUCCCCUUCUCCAAGUCUGAUAAGGAUCUGGUGAACCAUGAGCGGUCGUUGGCCAUGCAUAGAGAGGAGGCAUCCGCCUCUAGAGCCACUGCUGGACAGAGAACCAAACAGGUGGGCCGGCGCGGCCCUAAAAAGAAAGCCCGUAUGUCUCGGACCCGCUCCGACUUUCUGACCCGCUGUAACUCCGAGGGGGCGGGCCAGUCGGACGAUGACGAUGACGACACAUUCUACACCCCCGCCCUGUCCCGCACGCUGCCCCUCCUCCCCCCGUCCCCCCUGACCCACCCCAAGGGGGGCGCUGACCCGGCCUGUUACAGUGACUCUGAAAUGGCUUCUCACAAGGAAGAGCAUAAGAAGUUCCACAAGACUAUGUCUUCAGGGGACCUGGGCAAGGUGGCAGCACUUGGGAAAACAUCCAGUCAGGAUGGAAGCAGAGUGCGAGGGAAGAUGCGUUUCUGGGGCAAGGCCAAGCAUGCAGAGAAGAAGCUGUCCAGAGAGAAGCAGCAGACCACCAGGAAUGAGUCCACACAGGGAGACCGCGCCGACAAGACAGAUGGCACGACAUCCUCCCCCCACAGUCCCGACCUGACGGCAACCAGGGCCCGGGAUUCCAAGGAGAACAAGGACCCCUCUCCCAAAACGAGGCGGAGACGCAGCGUCAAGAUCAGCAGUGUGGCCCUAGAGCCCGCCCAGUGGCAGAACGACGCUCUGAACAUCCUCACCAGCGCCCACGACUACAGGAGCAUGAACGACUUCCUCAUGAAGAAGAUCAAUGACCUGGACUCUGAGGAUGGCAAGAAGGACACCUUGGUGGACGUCGUCUUCAAGAAGGCUCUGAAGGAGUUCCGCCUAAACAUAUUCAACUCCUACUCAACCGCUCUGGCUAUGGAUGACGGUAAGAGUAUCCGCUACAAGGACUUGUACGCCCUGUUUGAACAGAUCCUGGAGAAGAGCAUGCGUCUGGAGCAGCGGGACUGGAGCGAGUCGCCCGUAAAGGUCUGGGUCAACACCUUCAAAGUCUUCCUGGAUGAGUUCAUGACCGAGUACAAGCCCAUGGACAGCACCAUCAGCAAGGCCCCCAAACCAGAAUGCAAGAAGAGGAGGAAAAAGGAACCUGACAUUGUUGAGGAGCACAAUGGGCACAUCUUCAAGUCCACCCAGUACAGCAUCCCCACAUACUGCGAGUACUGCUCCUCUCUUAUCUGGAUGAUGGACCGGGCCUGUGUCUGCAAACUGUGUCGGUACGCCUGCCAUAGAAAGUGCUGCUCUAGGAUGACCACGAAAUGUAGCAAAAAGUAUGACCCGGAGCUGUCGUCCAGGCAGUUUGGCGUGGAGCUGUCUCGUCUGACCAGCGAGGAGAGGACAGUGCCCCUGGUGGUGGAGAAGCUCAUCAACUACAUUGAGAUGCACGGCCUCUACACCGAGGGCAUCUUCAGGAAGUCUGGCUCCACCAAUAAGAUCAAGGAGCUCCGGCUGGGGCUGGACACAGAUGUGAGCAGCAUGAACUUGGAUGACUACAACAUCCACGUCAUUGCCAGCGUGCUCAAACAGUGGCUCCGCGACCUGCCCAACCCUCUAAUGACCUUUGAACUCUACGAGGAGUUCCUCCGAGCCAUGGGCCAGCCAGACAAGCGGGAGGUGAUCCGCGGGGUGUACUCUGUGAUCGACCAGCUCAGCAGAACCCACCUGAGCACCCUGGAGCGCCUCAUCUUCCACCUGGUCAGGAUCACUCUGCAAGAGGACACCAACCGUAUGUCGGCCAACGCCCUGGCCAUAGUUUUUGCCCCCUGCAUACUCCGCUGCCCCGACACCAUCGACCCCCUGCAGAGUGUCCAGGACAUCGGGAAGACUACUGCGUGUGUGGAGCUGAUCAUCGGAGAACAGAUGAAUAAGUACAGGGCCAGACUGAAGGACAUCAACAGUCUGGAGUUUGCUGAGAACAAGGCCAAGAGCAGACUGACACACAUCAGGAGGUCCAUGAAACCUGUACUAAUCGCUGUUAGGUUUAUUGGCAUAACCCGCACAGCCACCCCGGGCAAAUGUUGUCUUCAGAGGGGUAGCAGCCACAACACGCCCUCCCCGCCCCUCAGCCCCAGAGCGCCCCUGGUGGUGGACAGGGACAGUGCUGGAGAGGAGGGGGCAGAGCCAGGGCUGACGGAACAGCAGCAGGCCGCCAUGCAACAGGAGGAGAGGGUCCUCACCGAGCAAAUCGAGAGCCUGCAGAGAGAGAAGGAGGAGUUGACGUACGAGAUGUUGAUGUUAGAGCCACGGGCGUCUGAUGAUGAGACUCUGGAGUCUGAGGCCUCGAUAGGAACAGCAGACAGCUCUGAGAACCUCAACAUGGACCAUGAGGGAGCCGCCUCCAACCCAUCUGGUACCUACCGCUCCCGGAAGUCUGAAGCCAAGAGCCGCCGCGGCCUCCGGAGACAACCCGACUCUGUGGACUCAGUCGACUCCAUCUUGUCCACCGCCUCUUCCUCCCUCUCCUCAUCCUCCUCCUACCAUCCCUCCUCCUCUAUUAUCCCUCCUUCCCCCAACUACCGCUUCCGCUCCUCCUCAUCCGGACCCCUGCUCGCCUCCUGCUCAUUGGGCCUAGGGGUCCCCGUAGUGGAGUCUGAGGGGGACCCGAGGGGCACUGUGGGGGUGAAGAGUCGCCACCGCCUCCGGCUGAGUAGGAGCUCGCCGCGCGAAGCCCCCGAGGGCCACAGGAGGGAGUCUGACUUCAGCUCGCCGCCCCAACAGCUGGUUCUGUAUGGCAGUAACGAGUUUAUGGUGUGAGGGAGAGUGGCGGAGAGACGAGACAUCCGAACCGCCUUCCGUCCCCUAUGCCUAUAGAAUGUGUAUGAGGGAGGGAGGAAGGGAGUGAAACAGGGCUGGAAUGGGCCACGUGGGCAUCCGUCUCUCACUUCUGUCCUCCCCUAGCUGUGCUCACCUCUCUCCUUCUUCCCUGUGCCAGUCUUGCCUUGGAGGACGGCUGCCGACCCACGAUGCAGUUGGGCGCCAUCCGCUUGGUGGGAGUGGGCUGAGAGUGAAGUGAAAGGCGAUGACUGGAGAGGGAGAAAGAGAGAAAGAGAUGAAUGAAUGAAUGAAAGAAAUAGGAAGCCUCGGGAACUAAGAUGGAGGAGUGGCAGGAGGCUGUAGAUGAAUAAAAAGGGUGAAAGAGAGAGUGAGGAAAAGUAUGAGGUUGGCUACCUUGACUCACCUGUCUUUUUGAACUUUGACCUCCAAACCCCUUGACCCCUGCUGGAGCCUCAGGGGCACAGGGGGGCUGGAGAGAUGAAAAGCGAGAAGCCAGUGGACAGCGCCAUCUUUUGAGUGGAGGACUAAAGUGGAUUGAGCCACUCAAUAGCAGAGUAACUGACUGAGAGGACUGUCAACCAUUUUGAUAAGAAGCACUCAGCUACUCUCGCAUCUGCUUUCAAGUUUACACGAUACAGCCCGUGGGCUGCAUGCUCCUUCAUUACACUUGUUUCCUAUGCCUGUUCAAGAGACUACUGUGAUGAUGUUAUAAACAUGUGUAAUAUGAAUUAUUAUUAUUAUGUUAUUAAAAAUAUGUAAAUAGAAGGAACUCCAGUGGUACUGGGUCAUCCAGUGUUUAUGAUAACAGUCUCUUGUCAGGAGUCUUUUGUGAAGUGUAUGGGAUUCAGGUUAUGUUUUUUUUGUCAUUUUGUUGUUUGAUUUGUUGAUUUUAAUGGGGUCGGUGCUAUCAGGGAUCUUUGGGACGUCCCUACCCUAAACCCUUAUCCUAACCCUAACUAUAACCAUAACCCUUACCUAACCCUAAACUUAACAAUUUUUGAUUUCAACUUCAAUGGGGUAGGGACUUCCCAAGGAUUCCAGGUAGCACAUACCAUUUUAACAGAGCCACUUGAUGUGUUCAGUUGCUGCCACUUCUUCUCAUGUGAAAUAAUACAUGUCGUGCAACAAGAGAUUGACAUCCGUCCAUUCAGACACUUACGAUCAUCACAGCACUGUUGCCAUAGUUGUUGAUACUGCGACUACGGUGUUCAAUGUUUAUCAGCCAUAAUGUAUUGUAAUACCUUUCCCCUCCAUCCAUUGUUUGUCUGUGUUCCCCCACAAUCCUAUGUUGAAUCUUUGUUUGUUCUGAAACAUCAGUGUAAAGAGUAACCAAAUCAGGACUUGACAUUUUUGGUCUUUUUAUUGGUGUAUUAUUGUUGUUGUUAUAGUUGCAGUUGAUGCUAUUGUCAUCUUUUUGGUGUAAUAUCAUUACUUGGGUGGCAAUGGUGAUUUCGUUAAGAUGAAAUACAUUUGUAUCACCCAUCUGUACCAAGAGGAGUGUGUGUGUGUGUGGUUGGUUAUCACUACUGCUCUGUCCAUUUGAUGUCAACACAGUCCAACCUUUAUGACAGACACACACACACACACACACACACACACACACACACACAGUUCUCUGCUAUGUAUGUCCCAUACAACCUUUGAGCCAGCCAAAUCCUUCACCUCUGAUUUUUACAUUGGUUCAAAUAUGAAUGAACCUUUCCAUCCACUUCACUACUGGGCUUGCCUGAACAGUAGCAUUUACUCUAUGCUAAAGGUGUAUUUAAACACCUCACAGAGAAAAGGCAAUCAGUUUCAACCGUCCAGUGUAUUUAAACAGAAGAUAACAACUCUGGUACUCUAAGAUAAAUACUUCUAUACUCUGUCUCUGUCACUCUCUAUACUGUGCAAUAUCCUAUGUGUGUCCUGUAGGGGGGCCUUUUUAUCUAUCUCUUCUCACCAGUGCUUAACCUGGGGUUAAAUCAGUAUUAUAUUGUCUUGCCGUUACUGUGCUGUACGUUCCAUCCGAUGCUUUACAACAAGCACACAUCAGAAACAACACAAUCGCAGUCUUGUCAUAGGGAAGGUGUAGGACUUGAUCGCAGAAUAGUCAUCAUAAUGAAUAGGGAACUUCAUGUAGCCUAUGUGUUUGUCACAAGCUUGCCUCUUCUUCAGUGUGCAUUGUUCCAUCCAGAUUCUCCACUGUGUCCGAAACAGGUAGAGACUUCACUUGCUGCUUGUUGUCUACUAUUAGGGUGAAGCGGCUGAACCAUGGUGGUGUUUUAGGGAGCAGGCACCUCGACCAGUCACAACCAAACCUGGGUUGUAAGCAUUAAGCACCGAAUGGAAGAAAACUGACUGAAACAGGAAGGGACUACCCGAACUGACUACCAAUAAGAACCGCUUGUUUUCGUUUUACUUAGCAAAGCUUUUUGCUAUGGUGUGCCCUAAUGAAUACGACCCUGGUUAUCAGAAAGAGCACUCAGAAGUUCAGUUUGAGAGGGGAGCACUGGGGGUUGUUGAGGGGCGUGGGAGAAAAUAAUAUCCGUUCAUACUGGUCAAAAACCCACUAUCUAAUCACGGUAUUUGUACACCCUAAGGCUGGCAUUGGCUAUGGCGUCCUGCUAAAGUGAAUGUACCUAUCACUGGAAGGCAAUGCUCUGCUUUCUCUUGUUGUUUUGUUGUUAUUUUUAUAUACAGUAUGUAUAUUGUAUUUAUGAUCAUGCUUAUGAGUGUACAUUGAAAAAAAAAAAGCCUGUUAUAAAAAGGAUAUAUUAUCCUGUGUAUGACUCCUUAUAUAAUAUUAAUCAUGUUUAAUGUUUUUUACAGGCUCAAAAAAAGUCUGUCAUGUUUGUGCUACAGCAAAAAUCCAACUUGAGCAAUUGUAUCUCCUUUUUGUGUGCGCUAAUCUGGACACAGUUGUAUGUAUAAGGUGCAAUUUGUGUAAUAUUUCUUUUUUUUAAAUUAUACAAAUAUAUGUCUAUGGUAAAAAAGAAAAAAAAUAUGGGAAAAAAAUAAUGUGCUUAUUAAAAAAGUUAAACUGGAGCAAAACUGGUGUGAAUUGUGUGAUUAAAUUAUGUUGUCCUACAAAAUGAGUAAGUCACAUUUUCCAAGUAAGUCAGUUAUUAAAAUUGCAGUAGUUUAUGAGUCACAAUAAAAGGAUACUUCAUUGGACGGUUCAUGGCAAACGGCAUGAUUUGAGAGACUACCGUAAAACAAGUAUAAUUAAUAGCCUGGGCGUUUAUUUGCUUCAAUCAUUGAACACAACUGGCGCUUAUUAGAGACAGGCUUAUAAUUGAGCCAGGUGUCUAUUUCCUUAAUGCACACAGCUUUUGCUCAAUAAAAUGUUGACCGCUCACAUCCAUUGACCCCCUCCCCCACCCUUAAAGCACCAGUUAGAUGUCAAUGUCAUCACUGAGCAAAACUCCUGUCACUGAAGCUGAACUUUACUACAACUAGAUAUUUAACCGUGUUUAAACUGGGCCAUGUUGAGGUGGUAGAACUGACUAAAUGAAUCAUACAGGUCUUAUAACCUAUUCCAUUCUACAGGUAAACAUGCUUGGCUCAUGUCUGUUAUUUCCAUAUAGGCUAUGUAAAUAUUUGUUUUUUAACCUGCCCAUUUAUUAAAUUGCUGAAAUUA